Molecule: messenger RNA, 475 nt
Organism: Meloidogyne enterolobii
Lineage: Eukaryota; Metazoa; Nematoda; Chromadorea; Rhabditida; Meloidogynidae
Source: the annotation of a GenBank genome assembly
AUGCGGGGACCUAAAGGCAGCCCAGGAAUUCCUGGACGCGACGGGAUUCCUGGAAUUUCUGGCGAAAGCGGUCAGCCUGGGACUCCAGGAGAAGACGGACAUACUGGAAUAACAGGAGAAAAAGGCGGUGAUUACGAAAAACCUAUAGGUCGGCCGCCAGGAGAACAAGGGCCGCAGGGCACAGUUGGAGGUGAAGAUGCUCCACCUGGAAAACAAGGGCCCCCCGGACCACAAGGUUCAGCUGGAAUACAAGGAUCACCAGGUGGAGAAGGCGAAGAGGGCAAAGAUGGGCCUGUAGGUAGACAUGGAGCUGAUGCUGAAUAUUGGUACUUAAGCAUUUUUGAUAAUUUUAUAUAAAUAUUCAGUCCAUGUCCAAACCGGAAUAGCUUAAGAAGAGGCAGAAAAAGCAUCGACAGAGAAGGCACUGGAGUUAUUUUUCGCAAACGUAAAAUUCGCGGAUGAUAAAAAGAUGUUA